Paraglomus brasilianum is the source of this 799-nucleotide messenger RNA. Lineage: Eukaryota; Fungi; Glomeromycota; Glomeromycetes; Paraglomerales; Paraglomeraceae. The record is from the annotation of a GenBank genome assembly.
GGGCGAAAGCACAAGCAUAUCAACUGCGACACGAAAAAAUAAAAAAAGGAAAUCAGAGGAACGGCGUAAAAUCGGUCGCAGAGGGGAUUGGAUUCUCAGGGCUGUUGGUAACGGCAAAAAAGAUGAGUUUGGGGCUGGGGAGGCGGGUAAGGAUUGGGUUGACGAACAUGGCACAAAGUACAUUAGAGAAAUUGGGUUAAAACUCCCCAAGACGCUCAAAGACAUGUUAGUAAAUCUGAUGGAAAGAAUAAAGUGGAACGAAGAGGUGCGCAAACAAAUACAAACAAUAGGCAUUAUUCAUGCAGGCCUCAUGAUGACAAUAGUAUAUGCUGACAACCCUAAAGGUUACAUCUGCAGGUUUCGGCGUUGCGAUCUGAUGGAAGUCCCAGACACAGUAGAAAAAUUCGAUUCCGUUUUAACGAUCCUGGCAUCUGUUCUGAAUGCAAAGUCUGUAGUCCAAGAGACGGUAAAGAUGGUUCAAACAGGAGGACAGGCUACAAAAUCAUUUAAGAGUGUCGGGCUCCGAAAACGACCUCGAGACGAGAGUCAACAUGAGUUAUCUGCGUGUAUGUCUACUCCAAAGAAAAUGAAAUUAUGCACUAAAGUGAAUAAUAUUAGAAGAUCAUAUCCUGCGUCGCCAUGUCCAGGAUUACCAAAUGCUGAGCUCCAUGGAAUGGCAUUUCAUCACAUAUAUACCCCGGAAGGAAUAUAUGCCACGAGUAAUAGCGAGUAUCAGAUAAAUCUCUUGAAGACAGCAGUCAAAGAAAAUCUCGAUAUUCUCCGAAGUAAUGUGAAAAAG